AAGUCUUGCAGCUCCAUUCGCCGCUUGCUAAACCUUUACCAACCAGCCAUCAGCGCGAUGAUGUUCUUUUACAAGCCUGCGUUCGAACAUUCUCGUAGACUUUUCAGUGAGCGGUAUAAAGCGCCACCCUUCGACCGAUGAAGACGCUCUCCACCAUCUUCUUCGCCAUCAUCGCAAUUGCCAUAGCAGUCUACCGCAGCGACUCUAUGCUCUCGAGGGUCACGCAGAUAUCGAAACAAUUCACUCCGAUCACGAGGUUCACGAAUACCUUCUUCAAUAACACCAAAGAUAUGUCGACAGGCACCAUGUUCCGCGGCUUGGCCGUCAUCCCGGACGAGCCAUUGACCACGAAUGCGCCUCGCAAGAUCGCCAAAUCCUUCCACGCGAUUGAGCAGUCAGAGGGUGCGGGCGCAAAAGUGAGGAGAAGUGUUGGAACACCACAACUUCGCAACUUCUCACCCUUCCUCAUGCUUGACCACUUCGCCAUUCCGCCUGGGGCUGGCUUCCCGGACCACCCCCACCGUGGCCAGGAGACUAUCACAUACCUUCUCUCCGGCGCUGUCGACCACGAAGACUUCGCCGGCAAUAAAGGCACAAUCGAGACGGGCGACCUCCAGUUCAUGACCGCUGGUCGAGGCAUCGUACAUGCCGAAAUGCCGCGCCAGAACGCUGACGGCUCGCCAAACGUCGGAAUGCAGCUGUGGGUCGACCUUCCCAAGGAGUUGAAAUCGUGCGAACCGAGAUACCGAGACUUGCGCGCGAAUGAGAUACCGGAGGCCACAUCGGAUGAUGGCAAGGUACGAGUGAAGAUCAUCAGCGGGAAGGCGUACGGAACGGAGAGUUUGAAGGAGCUGGCAUAUACACCUGUUUGGUUGCUUGACUUUACGGUUCAGCCUGGCGGGACAGUCAAGCAGAGUCUGCCAAAGGGGUGGAACGCAUUUGCAUACCUGCUCAACGGCACCACCAUCUUCUCUUCCGACGGCGUAUCGCGACCGGUCGAGCAAUACCACAACGUAGUUUUUGAGAAGGGUGGCGACAGCAUCGAAGCGUCGGUUGAGGAGGGCGCGGAGAAAGAGUCGAGAUUCAUAUUGGUCGCUGGAUUGCCACUCGAUCAGCCUAUUGUACAGUACGGACCUUUCGUUGUGACGAGCAGGGACGAGGUCAUGCAGGCGAUGAUGGACUAUCAGACACACUCGAAUGGAUUUGAGAGAGCGAACAACUGGGAGAGUGAGAUUGGCAAGAGCAUGGUUCACUAAGUAGUUCUUUUCGUGUUUCUUGUAUAUAUUUCACUCACGAUGCGUCGUUGAGCAAGGCUUUCUACCGAAUGAUAUCACUGCAGCGCUCUACUUUUCUCCCUUACGCUCAACAGCGUCCAUUUCUACGUCUAUGGCUACACGUACUGACCUUGAAACCAGAUCUUCCAUGCUUUUCUCUACCCACGUUCUAACUUGUUCUAUAGACUGACACAUCCAUUCGAGCUAUCCUCGACAAAAAUACUCCCAUAGAUCUGACCCUCACCGCGCUCU
This is a messenger RNA of Cucurbitaria berberidis CBS 394.84, 1526 nucleotides long. RefSeq names its product RmlC-like cupin. The record is from RefSeq and is a predicted model, not a curated record. Lineage: Eukaryota; Fungi; Ascomycota; Dothideomycetes; Pleosporales; Cucurbitariaceae. The transcript has a single exon. The coding region runs from base 138 to 1256 and encodes 372 amino acids.